AUGUGUGUUUAUAUAAAUUCAAAUAAACCAUAUAAUAACACAGAAUGUGGUGUAGUUAUGGACUAUAAAACAUAUUUGUGUUAUAAUAAUUCAUUGGAUUGCACAAAUGUGACAAAUAUUUACCCAAUCCCACCUUGUAGAACAAUAAAUGAAGGAGUCGAAAGAGUUUUGAAAUUUAUAGAUAGUUUUGGUAGUUUUUUAAAUUUCGAAAAAAGUCAUCUAUAUUAUUAUAUUAAUAAUGGAACUUAUUAUGCAAAUAGCGGAAAUUAUUUUAAAGAUGGUCUUGGACUUUUUAAAAAAACAUUUGUAAACAGUGGUAUUGUUAAUAAUCAAUAUAAUUUAAAUUUACAGAAUUUUAAUGUUGUUAUAGAUGGAAGCGGUUUUAAUUCAAGUUUUAUAGGCGGAAUAGAUGUCCACAGGGGUCUAUCUAGAAAAUAUAUAACAGGGAGUGAUGGAGUAGUAGUAUCUAUUGGAAAUUUAAACUUUAUUGGAUUCAUGGGGGAUAAAGAAAUAUUAUCAUUAAAUAAUGAAGAAAACCCAUAUCCUAAUUCGAUUUACAUAUCUUAUGUAAGUUUUAAAAAAUCAACAUCCCCGGUUAUAUCAAUGAUUUUGGAGGGUUCAAUUGUAAUGGAAAGUUGUGUUGUUGACCAAGUUCAUACAGGAAAUGGGGUGUCACCGUUUUAUUUUGAAAACAUGUAUAUCAAAAUAAUGAAUAUGGGAAUUUAUCAGUCAUCGGCCUUGCUUAAUUCUUUUAUAUCAGUACAUGAUAGUAGCUUUUAUUUUAUGAAUAGUGUCGUUCAAGAUGUAGCAGUAAAUUCAAAUUUCAACAAUCAUAAUCUAGCUCUUAUUUCAAUGGUUCAUUCAAAUUUCGAAAUAAACUCAAACAUAUUUUACAAUAAUAUUGGUAAGCAAAUAUACCUUGAUAAUUCAAAUUUUAAAGAAGAAUUUGUCGGGUUCUAUAAAAAUAAUUUCACUUCCAAUACAAAUGUAAAUACAAACAGUUUUUUAAGUAUUGUAGAGAUGCCAGGAUACAAUCAAAGUAUAGUAAAUUCAACUUUAUAUAGAUUUGAGGAGUGCACCUUUGUUAAUAAUAUUGUAGUUGAUGAUACAAAUAAUAAUUGUUUAAUAACAUUAAGAUCAGUAAACUUUGAAUUUUAUUCAUCAAAUAUUCACGGAAAUUCAACAGAUUGUAUCAAUUUUAUAACAUUCAAUGCAGAAAACAGCCUAAUUACCAUUUUGGAUAGUGUAUUGCCAAGUAACAGAUUUGUAAUUGGUAAAAAUGACAAUAUAAUAGUCCACAACUCGAAUAUUUCAAAUGAUCAUGCAAACUAUAAUUUAUGUAUAGAUUGUAGCUAUGAUAUUGUAUCUCAAUCAUCUUCACAGGAAAUAAAAACAGGGUCAGAAUCAAAGAGAAAGUCGAGUGUGGGUGAAACAAUAAAAUUGGUCUUCUUAAUAAUAGGAAGUAUGGUUUCAGUUUUAUUAAUAUACUAUUUAAUAUAUUGUAUGUUUAAUAAAAUUAAAAAACAUUCAAAUGAAUAUGGUUAUUCGAAAAUUAAUUAA
Dictyostelium purpureum is the source of this 1560-nucleotide messenger RNA. RefSeq lists its product as uncharacterized. The record is from RefSeq and is a predicted model, not a curated record. The transcript is spliced from 3 exons. Lineage: Eukaryota; Evosea; Eumycetozoa; Dictyosteliales; Dictyosteliaceae. The coding region runs from base 1 to 1560 and encodes 519 amino acids.